Molecule: messenger RNA, 1165 nt
Organism: Megalopta genalis
Lineage: Eukaryota; Metazoa; Arthropoda; Insecta; Hymenoptera; Halictidae
Product: three-prime repair exonuclease 1
Biological process (GO): DNA catabolic process
Cellular component (GO): cytoplasm
Molecular function (GO): 3'-5'-DNA exonuclease activity; nucleic acid binding
Source: RefSeq, a predicted model, not a curated record
GUUUAGUCUUUUCGGAAUCUAAAUUGUCCACUUGUGAACUGCACACUUCGAUAUUAAAGCGUCAGUUCUAGUGCAUGUAAACCUCUAAACUAAUAUACGUAUAUGGCUUUUCUUCUAUGUGUAGGUUGUCAUAGUGUGCGGCCAGCCGGUCUCUUAAUUGCCCAUUGUUCUCGCUCGAAUUGGUUAUUGUACAUAAAUGUUAAUAUGUUUCAAACGUAUAUUUUUUUUGACACCGAAACAACUGGAUUAAUAACAAAAUGCAUGCCAAAAAUCGCAGAAUUAUCAUUAAUAGCAGUAUCAAGAAAUGCCAUAUCUGUUGAAACAGGAACCUUACCAAGAGUGUUGAGUAAAUUAGUUCUACCAAUAAAUCCAGUCAGAGAGAUACCUAAGGAAAUUGAAACAUUAACAGGCUUAUCGAAUGAAAGCGUAAACGACGUUGGAUCUUUUACUCGCGAUACAUAUGAUUUAAUCGUAAGUUUCAUAAAUCGACUUACACCACCAAUUUGUUUCGUCGCGUACAAUGGGGACGGAUUCGAUUACCCUAUAUUAUUAUGGGAACUUGGAAAUAUUAAUGUGAAUGUCGAUAAAGCAAUUUGUAGCAUUGACAUGAUGCUUUUAAUUAAAGAUUAUUUUAGUAGUAUUAAAAGCGGUGCUACUUGUAUUUCUGAAGAUGUUGAUAUUUUGUUAAACGAUGGUUGUAAUGAAAUGUUAUCGGAUGCAUUAGACACUGUCAUGCGUGACAACGAAGAAGGCGAUGCCUGUUCCAAUUCUCCUCGAAUCGAUUACUACUACGAAGAAGAAUGGGAAAUUAACAAGAGAAGACCCGAAAGAAGUAUUAUUAAACAACCUAAUAUAAAAUCGACGAAUAGAGGCUCUAAUGGAGGAAGGGAAACAUUACAUUUAAAAAAUAGUAAACCAAGUAAUUUUAAAUUAAGAACUAUCUAUAAACAUUUCUUUGGUACCGAUUCUCCAAAUGCGCACACUGCUGAAGGAGAUUGCCUUUCUAUGAUUCAAUGUGCAAUUCAGAUAAAACAUAUUUUUCUUGAAUGGGCUGACCUUAAUGCGGUACCUAUGAUUAAACACAAGAAACGAGGAUUCUAAAAUAUAUUUUGUACGUCUUCAUUUUGUAUACAAUAAUUGCCUGAAAAAAAACAUUUCCAAUUAA